UUGGAAAAGAAUAGAAUAGAAUAAGCUGGAAAAGCGACCCGACAAAGCAGCUACGCAACAAGUGAGAGGAGAAUGGCAGAGAAGGUUGGACCGCGUGGCGUUUUGCAGUGUAACAUUCAGACUCACCCUCCAUCUUCCUCGCUUCCCAAUCACUGCCCGUCCUUUUUGCUAUAUAAAGUAACUCACCCUUUCCAUUUUGUUUACACACUCUUACACCAUUUCCAUCUGCAAAAUCAGAGGUUUUUUUUUUUUUUUGCUUAAGUUGCACGUACCUAAAAGCGGGAAAGGUUGGGAGUUGGAGUUGGAAGGAAAAAUUGCAUUUCUAAGUGGAGACGAAGAAUAUGGAGCCGAGCGGUGAGAAUGAAGAGAAGGCGAAAUCGGUAGAGACAGAAGAGAAGAAGGUCGAGGACAAAGAAGAGGAGAAGGAGAAGGAGAAGGAUAAAGAGGUUAAGGAAAAAGAAGAGAAGGAGAAGGAAAAGAAAAAGGAUAAAGAGGUUAAGGGAGACGAAGAGAAAGAGAAAGAGAAAGAAAAGAAAAAGAAGAAGAAGAAAGACAAAGAUGGGAAAGAGAAAGAGAAAAAGAAAAAGAAGAAAAAGGAUAAAGAGGUAGAAGAAGGUGAAGAAGGAAAAUCCGAAGAGAAAAAAAAGAAGAAGAGGAGAAAGAAGAAGAAGAAUAAAGGUUCUUCUUCCUCAUCGUCGUCAUCGUCGUCAUCGUCAUCUUCUUCUUCCUCGUCAUCAUCUUCAUCUUCUUCGUCGUCUUCUGACUCGGAUUCAGAUAAGAAAAAGAAAAGAAAAGAGAAAAAGAAAAAGAAGCAAGAGAAGGAAGACGAUAAAGAGCUGAAAGAAGAUGAACACAAAGAGAAGAAAGAUGACGAGACAAAAGAGAAAAAGAAGAAAAAGAAGAAGGAUAAAGAUCAUGAAGAAGGUGAGGGAAAAGGCAAAGUCAAAGAUCUUAGCAAGCUAAAUCAAAUGCUAGAGAGAACUAAUAAGAGAUUAGAAAUCCUUAUUGCAAGAAAGGCCGACAUCGAAAUGCGGAUUAAAGAAGCCGAGGAGAAAAAGUGCAGUGAAGCUGUUGCUGCUGCAGCUGCAGCCACAGCCACAGCCAAAGCUGCAGUCGAGGAACAGAUCACCGAAGCCACACUCUGAGUAAGUAUCAAUACGAACCGGCUCCGACAAACCAAUAUGCUAUAGACGUAUUCCAUUUCAAACAUUAACAUAUAGUAAUGAAUUGUGUAGCAUACGUCCAUUAAGGUGAAAAAAAAAAAGUUAGCUACAAAUUUACAGAAAACUAUUUGUAGCAGUCCAAAAUUACUUGAAUAAGAUAAUAAUGUGAUUUUGAGUUACCAUUGGUGAUA
Molecule: messenger RNA, 1354 nt
Organism: Gossypium arboreum
Lineage: Eukaryota; Viridiplantae; Streptophyta; Magnoliopsida; Malvales; Malvaceae
Exons: 2
Coding region: 342-1145 (267 amino acids)
Source: RefSeq, a predicted model, not a curated record